AGGCCGCCUCGCGCGUGCGCAGCUCCCAGGAGGUGGUGGCGACUAGGGCAGUCCAGCUGCCCUGGUCGCGGGUUGCCGGUCGGGCCCCGCCCUCCCGCGCCGGCGCUGGCGGACGCUGUGCCCGGCCAGUCGGCUGUCUCUGCGGCGCUCCGCCCGCCGCCGGCCUGCCGCUGCUUUGGCCUGGAGGGCUCCCGCCUACGCAGGCUCGUGACGCGGGGGCUGGGACGGGGCUCCGGGGACAGAGCGGCCGCUGCUGCUGUGUGAGCGUCUUCUGCGUCUUCGGUCCUUUUGGAAUAAAUCAUGGGAUUGAACUUCAUUCAGAUGUGGUGGAGUAUGCCAAGGAAAAACUGGAGAGCUUCAUCAAAAAUAGUGAUAGCUUUGAUAAAUUUGAAUUCUGUGAACCCGCAUUUGUGGUGGGUAAUUGCCUUCAGAUAGCUUCUGACAGUCAUCAGUAUGAUCGAAUUUACUGUGGUGCUGGAGUCCAGAAAGACCACGAAAACUACAUGAAGAUCUUACUCAAAGUUGGGGGCAUAUUGGUCAUGCCUAUAGAGGAUCAGUUGACACAGAUUAUGCGGACUGGACAAAACACUUGGGAAAGUAAAAAUAUCCUUGCGGUUUCCUUCGCACCACUAGUACAGCCUAGUAAGAAUGAUAACGGCACACCGGACUCUGUGGGGCUCCCACCCGUGUGCUGUCAGGAAUCUCAAGACUUGGCUCAGAUUUACAUUCGACGUACACUUAGAAACUUCAUAAAUGAUGAGAUGCAAGCCAAGGGCAUUCCACAGAGGGCUCCACCCAAGAGGAAAAGGAAGAGAGUUAAACAGAGAAUCAACACCUAUGUAUUUGUGGGCAAUCAGCUUAUCCCUCAGCCUCUAGACAGUGAAGAGGAUGAAAUGGAAGAAGACAGCAAGGAAGAAGAGGAGAAAGAUCACAGUGAAGCCAUGAAGCGAGGAGCCCCUCAGAACCUACUGAGGGAAAAGAUAAUGAAGCUACCACUCCUGAGUCUCCUAAAGGCUUACUUGACAUAUUUUAGAGACAAGUAA
Rattus rattus (black rat) is the source of this 1043-nucleotide messenger RNA. RefSeq names its product protein-L-isoaspartate (D-aspartate) O-methyltransferase domain containing 1 (gene Pcmtd1). Lineage: Eukaryota; Metazoa; Chordata; Mammalia; Rodentia; Muridae. The record is from RefSeq and is a predicted model, not a curated record.